Molecule: messenger RNA, 2628 nt
Organism: Daphnia pulex (common water flea)
Lineage: Eukaryota; Metazoa; Arthropoda; Branchiopoda; Diplostraca; Daphniidae
Exons: 6
Coding region: 341-1399 (352 amino acids)
Source: RefSeq, a predicted model, not a curated record
GUGUUGUGUGCUGGGUGUCAGUCGGAGCAGCGUCGAGAGAAACCCGUCCUGAAUAUCUGAUCGACUGAGUUUUCGCCUGUUGCGUUAUAUAGUUGUCCUUAUUCUUUCUCUUUCUCUGCUGCCAAAAGAAACAAGAACAAAGGUAAAAAAAGAGAGAGAGAUUCGAUAUUAUUCCUCCAGCCCUUGCAACACACCCGCCAGCCCACCACCCUGCCCCCCCAAAAAAAGAGAUUUAUAUGCAUAGACGUUUUCCAGGCUCUCCACCAGCACCGAAAAGUUGUCUCAACUCUCCCCCAGCAGCAGAUAGCGACGCAGCAAUCGUCUUAUCGCGGAGCGCGACAUGUCAAACCGGCCCAGCAGCACUGCGACAGGAGCUGCAGCUUUCUACCCGCGAGACCUGCUCAACGACCGCCAGGUGAAAAGCUGGGGAAAUGUUCCGAGAGAGAACCUGCGGGACCUGCUGGACCGCAUUCGACUCAAACGUCAAAGUGGAGCGGCCGUUCCAUGUUCGACUACUACGACGCCAUUUUUCUUUAGCGAUUGGAAAACGUCAAUCCUUAUGGUAAUGCUGGCCUGUCUGCUCCUGGCCGGCCAAGCCACUUACUCACCCUUCAUUUGGCGGGCUGGCUCAGCUCUGAUUUCGACACUUCUGGCCGGCCGCGAUAACUACCAGCAGCAGUGUUACAUCCAAAUGCCAGUGGACAAUCGAAACGUAUUCCGGCCGCCCGUCGACUGCCAUUUCUGUCGGGACGUCCAUCAAGUCGACAUUGUCCAGCACAUUUCUCCGCAGGAUUUUGAAUCGACUUAUGCGUACAGCGGUCGGCCGGUGAUCGUGAAAGAUGCGCAGGCCAACUGGACGGCAGCGGACGUGUUCAGCUACGAAUUCUUCAGCGAGUUGUACACGAAAGAAUUCGGCGGCUCAUCGUCGGCUCGAUCUCGUCAUCAGCGAUGUCAAUUCUUCCCGUACAAGACGGAAUUCCGCUCGCUCGACGAGGCUCUGACGAUGGGCGACCGGCGCAAAUCCGAGCGGCCCUGGUAUUUCGGCUGGAGCAACUGCGACUCGCAGACGGCCGACGUCCUGCGACGCCACUAUUCCCGCCCUGACUUUCUACCCGAACGAUCCGAGUCGUCGCGCACCGAUUGGAUCUUCAUGGGUACCAGCGGAUUGGGCGCCCACAUGCACGUUGAUCACGUCAGUUUGCCCUCGUGGCAGGCCCAGAUCCGCGGACAGAAACUCUGGUCGCUGGAGCCACCGCCCGAAUGUUUCUACCAAUGCCAGUCGAUGGAAAUCACCGUGCAGCCCGGCGACACCAUCGUUCUGGAUACCAACAUCUGGUACCACAAGACGAGCGUCGUCUCCGAGGACAUCAGCAUCACCAUUGGCUCCGAGUACGACUGAGGAAUUACGUCAUUUCCGCACUUGACUUUUAAAAGCACACGGCCUAUUAUUUAUUUGUAGACGUUUAAUUGUAUUGGCGUUGAGCGUUAACGUACAAGUUGAGUUUGUCAAAGACAUUUGUGAUUAGUUAUAGUCAUAUAAUUUCAGCUAAUAGGAUCAAUGUUGUAAGGUACAUUUUUGGUUGGGCUGUUUUAUCGGCCGUAGUUGUAGCCCAGCGGAUAGGGAAUCACUCCACCGUAGCCACCGUAACCAUAGUAACCGCCAUAGCCUGUAAGUAAAGGGUAUCCCACUAGUACAGUUGCUCCGGCAAACGGGUAAAAUCUUCGAGCAAGUGGCAAUGCGUAACCUGGGCGAGUUCAAUCAUUUCCGUCAUUUUAUUCUUUAGUAUGUUUGAAAAAUUCAUCUUUACCGCCAUAGCCGUAGCCAAACCCCUUGUAGAUUUUCACCUUGGAUUCACUGGGCUCCAUGUCGAGGGCCGUUGAAGGAUCGUCAAUGCGUUGCUGGGCUAGUUCGCCAGCUGCUGCCGGAAUGACGGCCAGCAACGACAUCGAGACCAACAGCAGGAGGAGGACAGUCUGUUGAAACAAUAAUGGAGUUUCUGUGUUAUACAUGUAGUCAAAACUUUCCCUUUUAAAAAUGAUUUUCUCUUUUGCUUGUUUGAAUCUUACCGGAACAAAUAGCUUCAUGUUUUUCUUUUAAGUGAUAUGCCGAAACACUAUUCCGCAAGACGUGCUGAAACUGUAGACCUAUAUUAGUAAUGUAUCUAACAGAUAUUAAAAGUCGGUGUUAACUGAGGACUUGACCGGUAGAGACUGUGAAAUUUCGUUGGCUGUUAUCGCCCAGCAGCUUUCUUUUCUCUUAUAACUUUUUUGAAUUUCGUGAUGGAAUGGUGAACGGAAAACAAAAGUCAGACACAAACGGGGUAUAUUACUUUUCCCGCUUUCUUCCUGGCCGGCCCAAAGCUGAUGGAUGGAUUUGCGCAGAAAAGUUGUGCGUAACAAACUUGUUACGAAGGGCGGAUUCUAUUAGUAUGGAAUUAAAAAACAAUUACAAACGCCCAUUUUGGUUGUUCUGAAUCAGCCAUCGGUCAAUGAAAGGUUAUGCAUAACUGCUUGUCAAACAUGGGUAUAGUGUUACUGUUGUCUUGAUGUUGUCAUAUGUUUCUAUUCGCUGUGUCGCUAUAUUACUACUCCGUCUGUGUCUAGAAAAUAAACUGCUGAUCUGUAAAA